AAGCAGCAAACAUUAAAGCAGCAAGUAAAAUUGAAGAUUUUCAAAUGGCCAAUAAACCAAUUCUUUAUUAUUCUCAACGUAGUCCACCAUGUCGUUCCGUAUUACUUGUUGCUGCUGAACUUGGUUUAGAAUUGGAUUUAAAGGCCAUGAAUCUUAUACAACGUGAACAUUUCACACCGGAAUUUUUACAAAAGAAUCCACAACAUACAAUACCAUGCUUGGAAGAUAAUGGUACUAUUAUUAUUGAUAGUCAUGUUAUAAGUGCAUAUUUAGUUGAAAAAUAUGGUAAAGAUGAUAAACUUUAUCCAAAAGAUGAAGAAAAACGACGUCUAGUCGAUACUUUAUUAUAUUUUGAUGCAUCAAAUGUAUUUUCAAGAAUUCGUUUCUUAUAUGAACCAAUAAUAUAUUUUGGACAAAAAGGUUUUCCACAAGAUAAAAUUGAUUAUAUUCAAAAAGCUUAUGAACCAUUGGAAAAUUAUUUAAAAGCUAAUACAUAUAUUACUGGUGAGAAUUUAACAAUUGCAGAUUUAUGUUUAUUAGCAUCUGUUUCAUCAGUUAGUAGAACAGUACCAAUUGAUGUAGAAAAAUUUCCAAAAUUACAUGCUUGGUUUGAUAAAUUAACAAAAUUACCAUAUUAUAAAGAAGCGAAUUUUGUUGGAGCUGAAAUGUUACAAGAUUUGGUUAUUGAAAAAAGUAAAUAAUUAUAUACAUGUGAAUAUACAUACAUACAUGUUAUACAUGACAUGUACAAUAUGUAUGAUUACCAAAAUGUUGCUCGUGGCUUGAAAGUUGUAUGACAUUUAUUAUAUUUUUUCUUUUUAAAAUUUUUCAA
This is a messenger RNA of Condylostylus longicornis, 832 nucleotides long. RefSeq names its product glutathione S-transferase 1-like. Gene Ontology annotation, biological process: glutathione metabolic process. Bases 45 to 701 code for a protein of 218 amino acids. Lineage: Eukaryota; Metazoa; Arthropoda; Insecta; Diptera; Dolichopodidae. The transcript has 3 exons. Gene Ontology annotation, molecular function: glutathione transferase activity. The record is from RefSeq and is a predicted model, not a curated record.